AUGGAACACAAUCAAUACUCAACUAUGUUAGUAACCAGUACGUAUGCCGAUAUUUAUUACGAUGACCUUUUCUGUGAAACUGAAGCACCUUUCGAUCCAAACACAAGCAAUGUAAUAAAAGAACGGCCACAUGCACAAUGGCAAUCACCCAGUGAUUUAAUUAUAGACAAAGUAGAUUUAAAGCCGCCCUUAACUUCAAAAAUUACGAGAGGCAAGACUCAUGAAGGUAUAAUAGCAAUCGGAAAUGAGGUACUGCUAAAAGAAAGAGAUAAAUUUGUGCAAAAAAUCAAUGAUUUGGUGGAAAACAAUAAUUCUGCUUGGAAGAGAAUUCUAGACCAUGAAUCGGCCUCAAUAAUAACAAAAAUUCAACAAAUUUAUGAUGAAAUUCUAGAUAGUAAAAAUAAUAUUUUUGCCCAUGAAAUUACAAAGUUUUAUUCAGAAUCUCUUCAGGAACUGGAAAAUUUUGUUAUGUGUGAACUAGAAAACAUGAAAAUCAGUACUUCUGCUCACAUACUAACUAACAUGAACAUUCAAAUAAAACACAAGUUAAACAAAGAAAAACGCAUUCUUGAAAACGUCCUACAGAAACGAUAUAUAACUGAAGUAGAAAAGAUUAAAAAGUAUUAUAAAUUACUUUUACAAAAUGAAUUAAAAGAAUCUAAUAAACAUAUAAACAAAGCCUUAUUUGAGAAAGACGAAGCUCUGAAGGCUUUUUGUAAAGAAGCAGAAGCUGACAAUAUAACUAGUACUAUGUACGUAAUGUGUUCCGAAAGAAAAAAAUGUAAAAUUAGGAAAUUUCUUAUAAAUAAUAUUCAUAGUUCAGAAGUUCAAGAAAAACUUAAUAAAAUUAAACAAAGGCAAGAAACACUCGAAAAUCUAGAAAAAGAAAAAUCACACGCCAGAGAAAUAAAUAAAAACUGGGAAGAAAAAAUCAAAAAGAUACUUCGACUGUUUCUAAAAUUUAUUAGUUUUGGAUUAAAACUUUUACCUGAACAAACUUCUUUCUUGUUUGACUUUCAGAAAAUGGUUGUUUUACAAUUAAAUGAGAUACAAAGAGCGCCUAAUAAUGCACCAUUACUCUUAAUUGAAAAUGAGGACUUACAAAAUGAUUUUAAAUUCGAGCAAGCUGAUGAAAAAGACGUGAACUGUAAAAGGGAUCCAUUUGUUAUAACAGGUGAUUUAACUGAACCUACCCCAAUACGGUAUGGUAGUAGAGAAACUUUACCUUCUGAUGUAGAGUUGCCUAUAAUCAGAAUACAAAGGCAAUAUGUUUAUGCCAAAGGCACGCAAUUUUCACAAAUCAAAAAGUAUCUUGAUUCUAAAACUUGUAAAUGUUUAGAAAAUCUACAGAAAUCUGAAUCAAAAAUGAGUUUAGAAAAAAUUGACUCAGUGGAAAGUGCAGAUGAUUCCGUUAAAAGUCAAUCAUCUAGCGAAUUGUUUUUGGUCGAUGAAAUCAAUCGCCUUAAAGAUUGCCCUGUAAAGCGAUGUAAAGACUGGAGUAAAGGUAUUUCUUUCCCAGAUUUGGAUUCUUACUUAGACUUCACAGACGAAAAAUUUGAAUUAGUUAAAACUAUAUUGGGUGAUCAAGAAACAGAAAUUGGCACCGUUACUGGAGUAUUAAAUCCAAAGGAAAUAGCUACUGCAGAACUGCUUUUUGCUGCUACUAAAGAAAAAUAUCACACGAUUGCAACACAGUAUUCGAGCCAAGAGAGUGUGAAUGUUUCAGACUUAACAUGUGCUUGCAUUGACAAUUUAACACCCAAUAUUAACGACGUACAUUAUUUGAAAGAAUCAGCAAGCGAAAGCCUUAAUCAAAUUCUGGCAAAACGGAAACAGUCGUUACAACGUCUAAUGCAAACACAUACAAAUUUACUAAAAAUGUUCACAGAUGAAUGUUUUGAUUUUCAAUUUUAA
This is a messenger RNA of Bombyx mandarina (wild silkworm), 1914 nucleotides long. RefSeq lists its product as uncharacterized. NCBI's taxonomy places the organism in Eukaryota, Metazoa, Arthropoda, Insecta, Lepidoptera, Bombycidae. The record is from RefSeq and is a predicted model, not a curated record.